Guillardia theta CCMP2712 is the source of this 906-nucleotide messenger RNA. RefSeq lists its product as hypothetical. Gene Ontology annotation, biological process: amino acid transmembrane transport. NCBI's taxonomy places the organism in Eukaryota, Cryptophyceae, Pyrenomonadales, Geminigeraceae. The transcript is spliced from 3 exons. The record is from RefSeq and is a predicted model, not a curated record. The coding region runs from base 1 to 906 and encodes 301 amino acids.
AUGAUCGUCCUCCUCUCCCUCCUGGCCAUCAUCGGCAUGGGAGCAGGGCAGGCGAACUUCUCGCGGCUGCUCGUCUCCUCCUUCACCCCCCACAAGCUCCUGCUGCAGAUGCCCAUCAUGCUACAGAUUCUCAUGUACCUCCAGGUCGUCCCCACAGUCUGCAGCAUGCUCAACGGCAAGCCCGACCGCAUCAGGAUUGCGGUCCUCGUCGGCUCCCUCCUCCCCCUUCUCGUCUGCCUCCUAUGGAGCGCCGUCGGCAUCGCGCUCGUGCCCUCCAACGGCGGCGCUCUCUCCAUGGACCCCGUUGACUUUCUUCUCUCGCAGUGCGACGGCUCCUCGAUCCUCCCCACAGCCACCGGCCUCAUCGCCUUCGCGGCUAUCGGGACGACCCUCAUCGGCAUCUACCUCAUCAUCGCCCAGUACCUCCACGAGAUCCUCGUGCAACGAGAUGUGUCGAGGAUGAUCUUGAGAUCGGAGUCAGCCGGUGACGUCAGCCUGACUCGCCCGCACCAUCUUCUCUCCCCCUCCGACCGCGUCGCUGCUGCUCUGCUUGCGUCCGUUCCUCCUCUCCUCUUCGCGCUCGGAGGCGAGUCAGUCUACAUCAUUGCCCUCGCCUUCGCAGGAGCGUAUCCUCUGAACAAGGCAGAGGACAAGCGAGACCUGUACAGCAGCAGCAUGCGGCUGUUUCCUGGAGGAGGAGGCUCCUUCCUGCAGCUCUCGGGCUUCGCUCUGCUCCUCAUGCUAGUCGCCCUCACGAAGGACCUGCGGGAGCUGCUCCUCCUCCUGCCGCAGCUGACGCGGGGGGCUGCGAAGCUGGUGGGGAUGGCAGGGGGAGGAGUGGGUGCAUGCGGGAUAGUCACGAUCUGUUGCCUUGCGUUCCGAUGCCGCAACUUGACAAGAAUAUGA